AGGCAGCUAAGAGCGCUGCUGUCUUUGUGUCGUCUUCCAGGCGAGGCUGCACAUGUCAACCGCAUCAAUGCGCCGCUUUCUGCAAUGCCUGUGCAUCUGGGCGCUUCGCCAGGCUGUCUGCGAUGAAGUCAAAGAAGCUUUGCAUCAGGAUGACCCGUGCGCGAACAGCACCGCCGUGGAUUGCACUCUUAGUAUGCGCAAAAAGUCCUUGAGAACACCAGCUCAGGCUUUACAGUCCAAGACACAAUCUCUCACAGCUGGAAGCUGCGAUCGAUUUGGUUGCAGAGAGGAGUAUGUGAGGUGGCAGGAUUGUCAGUGCAACAGCCUGUGCGCCAAGUACGAGAACUGUUGCUAUGAUUACAAGGUUAAGUGCGAUAAAGAUCGCCGCGUUGCGGAGGAUCGUCGCGUUUCAGCGAAGACCCAGGCCAACAGAUGGUCUGGCAGCUGCCGCCAGUACUCCUGCUCCAGCGGCUAUGUCAGUUCGCACGCUUGCCAGUGCAAUAGCCACUGCAAGCGCUACGGAAAUUGCUGUUCUGACUACGAACGAAUUUGUGUUGCAGCUCCUCCCCCAUUGCCGGUCGUGCCCCCCCCCGCCCCAGUGCUACCUCCACCCACGCCGGCACCGGCACCGCCAACCCCGCCCCCGGCGGCCCCGGUGCCAGUGCCGCCACCUGCGCCUGUGCCCUCGAAGCCCCCUUCGCCGGUGCCGGCCUUUGGGAAACCGGCGCCUGGCAAUGACGUGCCCGUGGACGUGGAGGGCUUGCCAUGGACUGGAGUUGAAAACUCCUUGAACUCACCCAGCAAUGGACCUUUGCUCACCUUCUACAUGUACCGAGCAGUGUCAGACGAAGUCUACCCUCCCUUGAACGUGAACAUGGGAAGCUUGGCUGGUGUGCUGUGGUAUCUCCACCAUGAGGUGGUGAUCCAGGCGCCGAGGAAGUUCGACAUCACCCGGAUCUUGCGCUACAAGGUUCAGAUGAAGGCCACCAACCCCUUGCUGUAUCUGAACAUGAACUUCGGUGUUCGCUUCGCCUUUGACAAGGGCCAGGCCACUGGUCCCUUCGUUUGCGGCCGAGAAAACAUUACGUCCAAAGAUGGCACCACUGAGGGAGUGAAACCCAAGUUCUGCGGCGAAGACGGGCCCUUCAAGGAGGAUUGGCUGCCAGACAUGAAGCCCUACGAUUCAGCGUUUGAAUACACUGCCUAUGGCUACAAUGUGGGAUGCAACAAUCUGGGUGAGUAUCCAUUCCCCACGGAGCCUGUGUACUAUCCCAACGCAGUGUGGUAUACCUUGCCGGGUAAGUGCCCAAACAACUUGUAUUACAACAAGAACCAGGAGUGUCAGGCAGUUCAGCCUGGUGGCUAUUGUCCUGGGGUGGUCCCCAAUGGCAACGGCACCUGCACCUGGAACUAUGAGGAAGCAGGUGAAAUCGAUCUCAACGAGCUGGUUGGCAUCGAAGACUACAACAUGUGGAGGUGGUCGCAUCGUGAGUACAACCCCGAGACCGACAAGGGCAUUGCCUUCAGCUGGUGGGAUGGCAUCGACAACCAAACGGCCAACGCCAAGCGCGUGGAGCAAGCCGCAAAGCUCUUCAACACUAGGUAUCCUGACUUGCCAUCUGUGGAAGACUUGCAAAACCCUCCGUGCGACUUCGACUUCAGCUUGUUCUACAAGCAAUGGUACAGAAAGGAUGGAUACAGUGGCGGUAAAUGUGGACCACCCAAUGGCGUCUGCAAAGGUAGCAUCUCCUGGAUCCGCAACGAAGGAUUCAAGCUCCAUCGCACGUGGUACGUCCCACUGAACCCUUCCGCCUCGGACACGGAGAUUCAACGCUUGCUGUUUCAGCUAGGACAGGGCACCUGCCUGCGACCCUGCAACAAGGGCGAGAAAGCCGCGUGACGCGCCGCGUGACGCGCCGCGUGACGCGCCGCGUGGUUCGGGGCACGGUUCGAGGACCGCAAUAUCUGAGGAGUUUUGUCCAAUACUUUGGUGUGAGAGUGAUUCUGUAUAUUUUCCAUGGCCUUCGCACCUAGGGGGCUUCCUUCCGGCCGGGCACUGGGCAGUUUCGGUGGAAAUGACCAGAAGGAUCCAGAAGGAAAUCCAGCCGUCUUUUGACCCCAAAGCUCGCGUUCACGGUUGGAGCCCAUUUUGACGUUCUGUCCCUGCGCAAACGCACUGGGACGGAGUUGCCUGGUCAAUUUCAAAUAAUAACUCUGGGGCGGUCGCAGAAUCGACGCGACUCCUUUGCACGCAUUCCGGACCAGUGUGCUGUGAUCAUUGAUGAUUCAAGACCAAGC
Cladocopium goreaui is the source of this 2298-nucleotide messenger RNA. NCBI's taxonomy places the organism in Eukaryota, Dinophyceae, Suessiales, Symbiodiniaceae. The record is from the annotation of a GenBank genome assembly.